AUGAAAAACAAUUUAACGCGUACAAAUAAUGAAGUUGAUAAUAACCUUUUACUACCACAACCAGUAGCAAAAAGGCAAAGAAAACAAGAAAAUGCAGUGGAUCAAAUAGCUACCACCACUUCAAAUUUCUUAGAUGUUAUAGAUUUAACAGAAGAACAAAAAAAGAUUGUAUUACAACGUAUGCAAGAAGUAAAAGCAAGAUAUCAAACUUUUGUAGAAAAAGAUUCAAGCCAAAAGGCAAAAGAAGAAGCAAGAUUGGCUUUAUCGAUUUGUAAUUACAAUGAACAAGAAGUUCUUAAUAAAUUAUUUGGAAAAAAUGGCAACCAAUUUCGUAAAUUACUAAAACCUGCUUCACAAGAUAUAGAUUCAAACAAACAUAUUGAUCAGUAUUUACCAUCAACCACUACGACAGUGAUUAGUAUUGGCACUUAUCAUAAGUCUCCUACUUGGUGGUCAAAUCCUGGUUCAUUAUAUCAUCAUCCAAUUCCUAUUAAUUAUAAAGCCACACGCAUCGAAUGGAAUAAGAUUUUUGAAAUGACGAUUGAAGAAGAUCAAAAUACAGGAAAUCCGCUUUUUAGAGUUACAGCAAAAGGAACAAAUUCUACCUUUAUUGGCUCUACACCCACCAAACCAUGGACUUCAGUCUGUGUUUCGUAUAAAAAAUCUAGAGCAACACGUAUUUCAGGACCUUUGUAUUUUGGAUUUUCUGAUGUAUUAUUGCAGAAGUUAUUGACAAAAAUGGUGCAAGAUAGCGAUCCUGAAGAAUACUAUUAUAGAUUUGUUGGUGAAGGAGAAAUUCUUUGCACAAAUAAAGAAUGGAACGAAGAUGAAAGAAAUUUAUUUGAUAGUGGAACCAUAUUUCCAUUUGGACUUGUUUCACAGAAUAUUUUAAAUCGAGCAGGAUUUCAAUGUCAAUAUGAAUACAAUCGUCUAGUUACUACAGGUCAAAUAAAUGAGAUUGAUAAUUGCCCAGUGAAACCAUUACGUGUCAAUUAUGAUAAGUUUGUUAAACAGCUAGUAUCAAAUGGUCAAAUGAAAAGAGCAAGAAAAUAUUCUGGAAAAAGUGAUAAAGAUCUAAUUAAUAUUCUUAACAAGUAUGGCAGAGUUGGUAAUAAUAGUAUUGAUUUGAUUGAUAAUAAAUUUGGAAUUAAUUUUAAUCCUCUGAAUCCUGUUCUGCACCUGAAAGAUGCUAUAACUUUGGAAGAAAUGAAAGAACCUACAAUUUCUCCUGAUGGAUAUGUAUGUGAUUAUCAAACUUGGAUCAAGAUUCUUCGUGAUCCUGAUGCCAAAGAUACUUGUCCGUAA
Entrophospora sp. SA101 is the source of this 1305-nucleotide messenger RNA. The record is from the annotation of a GenBank genome assembly. NCBI's taxonomy places the organism in Eukaryota, Fungi, Glomeromycota, Glomeromycetes, Entrophosporales, Entrophosporaceae.